GGCAUUCUACCCCCUUCCCAUAACACAAUGCGGCCAGACCGUGAGCUGCAACGCAAACGGGUCUUCUCAGCUAAUACAAAGCGAAUUAUUUUUUAAUUAAAAAAAACAUUUUAUAAACGAAUAACGGGCGUAGUUGUAACAAACCGGGUGGAAAUAUGAAGCAUAAAAUACCAGGAAAAUGCGGUUGGUUUUCUUUUAACUAAGUUAAGUUAUAUAUGUUAGAGUUUUGUAUCGUUUAAAAAUUAAAUACCCCGACAAUAUAUAGUAGUUAGUACUCGGGCUGGUAGAAAUCCAGAAUGCUAAUUUGUUGUAUAUAAAUAAACACAAAAUCGGAUGGAAUAAAAUAGUAAAUACACUACGUUUAGGUCAACAUUUUUAACUAAAGUUAGAGAAACAAAACCGUAUUAAUAUGUGCUGCUUAGUUUAAUCUAAUGAUUCUUAAAUGACCGUACCAAAAAUACUCUUUCUGUUGUUCAUAAGUGAUUUUAGUGUUGGGAUGCUUUGUAUAGCUGCUUUGACAGGUUUUAACUCCUGACGUCACUAUAAGAUACAAUACGAGUUAACUUUAUUUUUUCGAAUUUUACUAUACAAGUCAAUCGGAGUUACAGCGGUUUUCAUUUCAGUAUACACUGGAUGUGGAUUGCUGUGCGCUCUCUUUUUAAAGAGAAUUCACUAAUUUUGAGGGGUGUCUGGCACGACCUGAAACGAGACUAUAUUGUUGACUGAUUCUGAAUAAUUUAUUGAGGAAAAAUGAGCUCCGCGGUACAGCCAGCUGAUAGUGCCACAAGCGCCGGAAACACCAAUACGAGCAAUCCGAAUGACGAUGGCAUGUCCUGGUGGUAUAAGUGGCUGUGCAAGAUCGCCGGAGUCCUAGGAGGAAUCUCUUGUGCAAUUGCAGGAAUAUGGAACUGUGUCACAAUUAAUCCAUUAAACAUAGCCGCAGGAGUAUGGAUGGUGUUAAAUGCUUUUGUUCUGUUCUUGUGCGAGGUUCCGUUUUGCUGUCAGUUUAUUGAGUUUGCAAAUGCAGUGGCUGCUCGAGCUGACAAACUCCGUCCCUGGCAGAAAGCGUUCUUCUACUGUGGGAUGGCAAUAUUUCCUGUUUUUCUGAGCAUCUCGUUUACCACACUGUUUGGAAAUGCAAUUGCCUUUGCAACAGGGGUACUCUAUGGACUGGCAUCCCUGGGGAAAAAGCUGUAAUGCAUGCAACAUCUCCUCCUAUCCUUGCGUAUACAUGGGGGGAGGGUGUGGGCUAUGCACGCCUGCAGCACCAAAAACCAGGUGACGAGGAGAAACUGACGGGAACUACAGACGGAUUAGCACAAUGACAUCCCACCCUGUCUCUAAACUGCCUGAACACUAACCGGCUACGCAGAAAGAGGAACAGCUCCACUGUCUACCUUUACAAUAGGAUUCUGGGAUUAAAUGCAAAAAUGUAUUGCAGAGUUAGGGUUAGUUUUCUUCUUUGGGGGUCUCUUUUGGUUCUAUGUUUCAGUACGCAGGGUUUCCCUAAAACACCAUGUUUUACUGCCAGGUUUAGUGUGCAAGGAUUUCAAAUAAAAAUGGUUUGUAAUCUUUUUUAAAGAUUUACAAACUGUCUUAAUUUUAAAUGUGUUUUAUACCUCAGGAGAAGGUGCUCCCCAUCUUACAGAAAGAAUUAUUGGAGAAAAUGCAAUAGAAAGGAUUUGUAUAGUCUCGUCAAGAAAUCCUAACGUGUAUGCUGACGAGAUGCAUACUGCAAAUGACUGCAAUAUUUGGUGUAAUUUAAUAAUAUCAAUGAUGCAUCCAGAUCUAUGUAAAUUACAGUUACUAAAUGGGAAUAAGUUACCCGUAAAAAGCAGUACCUGCUACAAAGAAACACUAUGUAUUAGCCGUUUAAACAUAGCAGGACCCAAAAGUGGUUCAAGCAAUGUUUACCAAGCUAUGAAGUAUAUAAGUCUUACACACUACAUGCUAUAAUAGAUAUUUAAAAUCUCAUUUUCAGCAUUGACAGUUCUCUGCAGCUGGGAAAGUAUGGAAACAGGCAUGUUGUCAUAUUGUUUUGUCCUGAAAAUGCAAUACAAAUAAAAAUUAAAAAUCCACAUCAUUAGGAUCAGGUUUCUGGGGUGCAUUAGUGACAUCUAUGAUUUAAUUUCUAGCAGCAUAGUAAAUGUGCUUGAAAUCCUAUUCUGAAUAGUGUGCUUUGUGAUGGAUAUUAUAGAUAACCUAACCGACUAAUGAAUUGCAUUAGGAGUGUCUCAACACAGGAUCUAUGUGUAAAACUUUAAACUAUGAUAUUCCACAAGUUCUAAAUUAGGACAAAUAAGCUUUUAUAGUGACUGGAAUUGAAUUCUCUAGACUUCCUAGGUCUCUCUUUGCUGCAUUACAAUACCUCUGUGUACCUUUACACACUAUAAAGCUGUGACACUUAAUUAGGUAGAUCAUGCUACAAGUUUUCAGUAAAAACCCCAAAUGUUUUUUUUUUUUUAUAAACUUUGAGAAUUUUUAGGUGAAACCCUUUUUACUGUACUUACCAAAAAAAAAUAUUAAAAAGGGAAGAUCCAUGGAGCUUCAUUGCUAGAGGAAAGAACAGCUUUCUCUUCUUUAAAGCCAAGAGGAAAUGUGUUUUCUUCUGCAUUCCUGAUGUGUUUGCUCAGUAAUUAAUACUUGUUCUUUCUGUUACGGUAGAAGAAUGUCGUUUUAUUUUAUUUAGCUUGCAUGUUGUUGCUCUGUGCAGAAUGGAUGGUGCCCCUUUUACAGCAGUACAGAGAUGCACAAGUCUGAAGAUGAGCUUGAAUUUCUUUGAUUUCAAGGUGUAUUGCAGAGCUCAGUAAAUGAUUGGUCCUAGUUUCCAGAUAAGAUGGGUAAUAUAAACAACCAGCAGCCGGUCCCACCUCAAUCACAGUAUUGAAAGAGCCGUCCAGCAUUUUUAAAAAACCCACAGAAGACGUUCAACAGCAAGCAUUGUAGAUAUUCUAUUGUGAUGUGCACUAUUGGGUAGAAACAAAAUGCAUUGAUUCAAAUCUUGACUAUUUUAUACUGCACUGUCAUCACAAAGACUUUCUUAUGCCUUUUUUGAGGCGUGUUUGUUGAUAUUUGGCUUCUCAAAUUUAGGGCCCGUCGUAUUAGACUUUGCUUUUGUCAACAGAGCAAGCACUUUUUCUAAAGACUGUAUUUCUCUGGAUUAUAGUCAUGGAUCAAAGACAUUUUUCUGCAUGAUCAAUAAUCAAUGCAUGGGGUUAGUUAACAACAAAUCACUCAUUGUAUUUAGUAGUUAAUAAUUCCUUGAUCUGAAAGGUACAUUUUUCAAAAAAGAAAAAUGUAUAAUAAUUUAUAGUUUUGUACUGUAGGUCUCUGAGGAUCAUUUGAUAAAACAGGAUGCCUUCUGUGUUAUGUAAAUAGUUUUAUAUUUAAAAAAUAACUGCUUUCCUGAAAUUAAAUUCCAGAUCAUUGAAAACUGUGAACACCAAUCUGUUGGUUAACUUGAUACACAGAACAGAAGUGCAUGCAACCAAAUGACUCUAUCAAUAUAAUAAUGUAAAGCAAAGCAUCCAUUAAAUAAACUCAUUUAUGUUAAUGCAGUAAGGUGAGUAAUGUAGGCGGUAGCACUGAUGAAUGAAUUAUACCAGUUUAGCAUUCAGCUCACAAACUCCUGUAAGAGAAGAGAUGGGGCUCCACCAGCAAUACAAAGCUACCAGCAACUCGAAACACACUGAGCAGUGUGCAAAUGAGUUCUACUCAGUGCUCCAGUAAAUAUACUGUGCAUGUGCAAUGUAUCACGGGGUGACUGGGGAUCUAAACACUAUUUUUAUGUCAAUUAAAGAGUACUCGGGUAAAUAUCUAUCUGGGGACUUGGCCACCUUUUCAUUCACACCUGUUUAGCUGUAUCUGCUGUAAAUGGUGCACACUAUUCCAGUGCGAUGGGGGUUCAUGGGUUGUUUUUUUUUUUUUCUUUCCCUUGUUUGUGAUCCUGAAAAGGAGUUUGUUUGCUUGUAGAAACUGAUUUUAAAUUGUGUUCCCCCUGUAUAGUGAUACUAAUGAAUAAACUUAAUUUUGCCUUUUCAUGGAAA
Molecule: messenger RNA, 4046 nt
Organism: Acipenser ruthenus (sterlet)
Lineage: Eukaryota; Metazoa; Chordata; Actinopteri; Acipenseriformes; Acipenseridae
Product: calcium channel flower homolog
Exons: 6
Coding region: 751-1197 (148 amino acids)
Biological process (GO): vesicle-mediated transport
Cellular component (GO): membrane
Source: RefSeq, a predicted model, not a curated record